GAGCAGCACAUGCUUCCAGUCUCCAGCAAGCAGAGAUCCGUAGGAUAAGUAAUCCCUUCCUGUUGUGAUCGUGAUCCUUCCACCCUAAUCGACGAUGCCGGCCGCAGGUUUCUCGGUGUCGGCGUCGGCCGGCAGCGAGUUCGAUGCGAAGAUCACGCCCAUAGUCAUCAUCUCCUGCUUCAUGGCUGCUACUGGUGGUUUGAUGUUUGGAUAUGACGUUGGUAUUUCCGGGGGUGUAACGUCGAUGGAUGACUUCCUCAUCAAGUUCUUCCCGGAGGUGUACCGCCGGAAGCAUGAGACGAAGGAGAGCAACUACUGCAAGUACGACAACCAGGGGCUGCAGCUGUUUACCUCCUCGCUCUACCUGGCGGGCCUCACCGCCACCUUCUUCGCCUCCUACACCACCCGCAACCUCGGUCGUCGCCUCACCAUGCUCAUCGCCGGCGUCUUCUUCAUCGUGGGUGUCAUCCUCAACGGAGCUGCGCAGGACCUUCCCAUGUUGAUCGUCGGUAGGAUACUCCUCGGUUGCGGUGUAGGGUUCGCCAACCAGGCCGUUCCUUUGUUUCUGUCAGAGAUUGCACCCACCCGAAUCCGUGGCGGCCUCAACAUCCUGUUUCAGCUCAAUGUCACCAUCGGCAUCCUCUUUGCCAGCCUCGUCAACUAUGGAACCAACAAGAUUCACCCGUGGGGAUGGAGACUGUCCCUUUCGCUGGCGGGCAUCCCGGCGCUGCUGUUGACGGUGGGAGCGUUGCUGGUGGUGGACACGCCCAACAGCUUGAUCGAGCGCGGGCGGCUCGAAGAAGGCAAAGCGGUGCUCAAGAAGAUUCGCGGGACGGAGAACGUGGAGCCCGAGUACAAUGAGAUCCUCGAGGCGAGCCGCAUCGCCCACCAAGUGAAGCACCCCUUCCGCAACCUCCUCCAGCGCCGCAACCGCCCUCAGCUCAUCAUCGCCAUCUUCCUCCAGAUCUUUCAACAGUUCACUGGAAUCAACGCCAUCAUGUUCUACGCUCCGGUGCUCUUCAACACGUUGGGAUUCAAGAGCGACGCCGCGCUCUACUCCGCCGUCAUCACGGGCGCCGUGAACGUGCUGUCGACGGUGGUGUCCAUCUACUCGGUGGACAGGGUGGGGCGGCGGGUGCUGCUCCUGGAGGCGGGGGUACAGAUGUUCCUCUCCCAGGUGGUGAUCGCGGUGGUGCUGGGGCUUAAGGUGUCGGACCACUCCGACAACCUGGGCCGCGGCUACGCCAUCUUCGUGGUGUUGAUGGUGUGCACCUUCGUGUCGUCGUUCGCCUGGUCGUGGGGGCCGCUGGGGUGGCUCAUCCCCAGCGAGACGUUCCCGCUGGAAACACGGUCGGCCGGGCAAAGCGUGACGGUGUGCGUCAACCUUCUCUUCACCUUCGUCAUCGCGCAGGCCUUCCUCUCCAUGCUGUGCCACCUCAAGUACGGCAUCUUCGCCUUCUUCUCCGCGUGGGUGGUGGUGAUGUCGGUGUUCGUCCUCUUCUUCCUCCCCGAGACCAAGAACGUGCCCAUCGAGGAGAUGGCGGAGAAGGUGUGGAAGCAGCACUGGUUCUGGAAGCGGUUCAUAGCUGAUGAUGACGACAAGACUAAUGGCGCUGAUGGAGCUGUUAAGCUGGCGCGGCCAUAGGAUGAAGCGGUAUUCUGUUCUGUACUGCGCUUAGCUCGUCCCACAUACACACAUGAUGUAUAUUAAUUACACUGUACUAUUACUCGAGGAAUGCAGUGAUUACUAAUUGUCACUCACGCAACAAUUAUCGAGAAAUAAGCCAAUUCGAUAAAAUCAUUAUGCUUAAUCGAUAUAAUUAUUAUUUUU
Molecule: messenger RNA, 1831 nt
Organism: Musa acuminata subsp. malaccensis (wild Malaysian banana)
Lineage: Eukaryota; Viridiplantae; Streptophyta; Magnoliopsida; Zingiberales; Musaceae
Product: sugar transport protein MST4
Biological process (GO): monosaccharide transmembrane transport
Cellular component (GO): membrane
Molecular function (GO): monosaccharide transmembrane transporter activity
Source: RefSeq, a predicted model, not a curated record